UCCUUCUUCCACUCUUUACAUUCUUAGAAACGAUUUCCGAUUUAUGUUUUCGCUCUCUUCGAUUGAAAUCAUUCGAUCUCCGAUUUAGGGUUUGCCGAUGACUCUUUACCUUCUCAAAAGCCGAUCAUCGUUUUCUUCCGUUCGCCACCGUUCUUGUUUUAUGAACCUUGGCAGACUUUGGUGUUCUUUCAAAAUCGUCUUUCGUCAUUGGACUUGAUCACUUUUCAAUUUUCAAAUUUAGGGUUUUCGUUUUUCUCUCUUCAAAAUCUCUUUUUUUAUUUCAUUGUUAUCUUCUCUCUUUCGUUCUUAUAACAACGCACUUGAUUCACUCUUUCUGAAUUUGUACUAAUCGUUUUCUGUGAUACGAGGUUUCGUGAAAUUAUUUAGGAUUGAGGUUGUUUGUUCGCUACGACAACAAACAACCUCAGUGUUGAUUUGAUUCAAUAAUUGUUGAAUUGUGUGAUUUUGUUAUUGAAUUUGAUUUGAUGGCUAUACCUAAAUUGGUACCUGGAUUUCGAUUCUCUCCAACGGGAGUUGAAUUGAUUAAAUACUUUCUUAAGAGGAAAGUGUUGGGAAAAAAGUUUCAUAAUGAUGUCAUUGCUGAACUUGACAUAUACAAAUAUGCUCCUUGGGAUCUCCCAGAAUUAUCUUAUCUCCAAAACGGGGAUUUGGAGUGGUACUUUUUCUGUCCGAUUGAGAAGAAGUAUCGAAGUGGGCCAAGGAUGAAACGAGCUACGGAAAUUGGGUUUUGGAAAGCUACUGGUCAGGAUAGAGCUGUUCAACAAAAUAAUCAAACUGUGGGGAUGAUUAAAACCCUAAUAUUUCACACUGGAAAAUCACCACGUGGUGAUCGAACUGAUUGGGUUAUGCAUGAGUAUAGGCUUGAAGAUAAGGACUUGGCUGACAAAGGAACUGUUCAGGAUUCCUACGUAAUCUGUAAGGUAUUUCAAAAAGAAGGUCCUGGUCCUAGGAAUGGGGCGCAAUAUGGGAGACCAUUUAAUGAGGAAGACUGGAGUGAUGAUGAAGUAGGAAUACCUUUUGCUGAAUCGGCUGCACUAGUUCCCAGUUUGCCUGUGACAUCUAAUAGUUCUGUUCUAAAUGAUCAGAAUCUCCAAACUAGUGGAUAUAUUGGUUCAAUAUCCAUGCCGUGUCAAUCAGAAUUGGUGCCUUCUCCGGACCCAACAAAUUCAUGUCAAACAGGAUUGACACCUUCUCCUGACCCUGCAAAUCCAUGUCAAACAGGAUUUAUGCCUUAUCCAGACCCUGUGAAUUCUUGUCAAACAGGAGGAUUUAUGCCGUCUCCCAACCCAGCAAAUUCAUGUCAAACAGGAUUGACGCCUUCUCCUGACCCUUCAAAUUCUUGUCAAACAGGAUUUAUGCCUUAUCCAGACCCUGUGAAUUCUUAUCAAACAGGAUUUAUGCCUGCUUCCGACCCUGCAAAUUCAUGUCAAACAGAAUUUAUGCCGUCCCCUGACCAUGCGAGUUCAUGUCAAAUAGGAUUGAUGCCUUUGCCUGACCCUGCAAAUGAUUCAUAUCCAGACAAUCAAGCUGUUAAUAAUGAUGACGACGAUAUUCUAGCAAUGCUUGAUAUUUUCAAAGGCAAUGGCGUAUUGCCUGCACCCGACCCUGCAAAUGAUUCAUAUCCAGACAAUCAAGCUGUUAAUAAUGAUGAUGAUAUUCUAGCAAUGCUUGAUAUUUUUGAAGAGAACGGCAUAUUGCCUGAGGAAAACAUUGCUGAUGGUGCACUUUUAACUGACUUUUUUGAUGGCUUGGAAGACGUGGAUUGCUCGGCUGAAUUGGGAUCUGAUGGCCAGAAUGCGGACUUUAGCACAUACGGACUGGCUUCUACGGGCAAUGUUGUGGGGCAUGACGACUUCGAUUUCAUGGAGUUGAUUGAUCUAGACUCUGAUACGUUCUGGCAGACCCAACCUGAAAGUUGGAGUCGAAAUAAAUAAAUUUAUGGGUCUUUCGGCCUGAUAUUUUCAGAGAGCACUAUUGCUGUUGUGCUGGCUAGGAGGGGUGAUUCGGGCGUUGGCUCUUUUGGAGAAAGACUCAUUGUUUGAAUUGAGUUGACUUUAUAUAUAUAUUUCCUAAUAAAUAAUAACUGAAGUAUUAUUCUUGUGACUUUAGACUUGUGUUACUUUGCCUUUGAUAAUUGUCUGAGAAAAUUGUGAAUAAACACGCACUUGGUGGUUCACGUUAA
Messenger RNA from Medicago truncatula (barrel medic), 2203 nucleotides. Its product is annotated as NAC domain-containing protein 74. The coding region runs from base 486 to 1955 and encodes 489 amino acids. The transcript is spliced from 4 exons. The record is from RefSeq and is a predicted model, not a curated record. NCBI's taxonomy places the organism in Eukaryota, Viridiplantae, Streptophyta, Magnoliopsida, Fabales, Fabaceae. Gene Ontology annotation, molecular function: DNA binding. Gene Ontology annotation, biological process: regulation of DNA-templated transcription.